Salvelinus namaycush (lake trout) is the source of this 3972-nucleotide messenger RNA. Its product is annotated as zinc fingers and homeoboxes protein 3-like. The transcript is spliced from 4 exons. Gene Ontology annotation, cellular component: nucleus. Gene Ontology annotation, molecular function: DNA-binding transcription factor activity, RNA polymerase II-specific; DNA binding. The coding region runs from base 1498 to 3150 and encodes 550 amino acids. The record is from RefSeq and is a predicted model, not a curated record. Gene Ontology annotation, biological process: regulation of transcription by RNA polymerase II. NCBI's taxonomy places the organism in Eukaryota, Metazoa, Chordata, Actinopteri, Salmoniformes, Salmonidae.
CCAUGCGGACGACCCCGAGCGGUCGGGUAGGCUGUUUGGAGUGUUUAUCCGACUGGUCAGAUCUGACAAGACUGAAACAACAACAAAUGUGGCUUAAAAACGGCAUGACAUGUUUGACUAAUACCAAAAUAUAUGAAAAUGAAUCAUCCUGGAAAACACUAUGAAGUAAAGUAAAUAUACAGACAUAAUGAAAACUAGUCAGUUACACACCUUAAGAAAAUGGCAAUGUAUUCCUCAGACCUGUUUGUAAAUUAACCAUUUCAAAAUAUCUGGACAGAAACCACAGCAUAUUGUACAAUGAUGAGGUCAAUGAAACGUGAUUAAGGGACAUGAAAAGAUGGAAGUUCAAUGGAACAACAUUGUGAUAGGUGGGUAAUUUAACUAGCAGGGGGAGACAAAGUCCUGCCUUGUAUGUUAACUGAAAUCUAGCCAGUGUAAGACACAAUAUUUUUUAUUUUGUUUCACCUUUAUUUAACUAGGCAAGUCAGUUAAGAACAAAUUCUUAUUUACAAUGAUGGCCUACCACAAGGCAAAAAGUCUCCUGGGAUUAAAAAUUAAAUAAAAAUAUAGGACAAAACACAUAUGACAAGAGAGACGCCAGAACACCACAUAAAGAGAGACCUAAGACGACAACAUAGCAUGGCAGCACAAUAGUCGGGAUCCAAACUGAAUUCAAUACAUUUAAGAUAUUGCCUAGACAAGCUCACAGAAUUCCUCUAUAUACAGCAUACCAGUAACCCUCUCACACUUGCACAUCGGACCCUGAUGAGACUCACUCAUUAGGUUUCGGUGGUGGUAAGACUGCUGUUGAAACUGAUAGACCUCUCCACAUGGGCAUCCCCACUGCUGCGCUCCAUACUGUCUGGCAAUGGCUGGGUCAUCUCCUGAGAACAUGUUACUCUGGCGAAUGGUGCUUGUUUAAUAAAGUUAGGUCAAAGCCGAAUCAAUGGCUGCAAGAUCACAUAAUGAUAGUAUUCUACAUAACAUACCCAAAUAUAGUAAUAGCAUAGUAUAACAUUACUGGAAGACAAAAAACACCACCAAAUUCCUUAGGAGGUUUUAGGAUGAUUGUGCACGUGGUUACAUGCUUCUCUCAUGUUGCCAAAACUCAACAGCGUCUCAAGAAGAGCUAAAUCAGGGAUGCCAACUUGGAUAGGGGUGGGGGGCCACAAAAAAUCUGAAGUCUUCAUGAGGGCCCUCAGUGGCUUGCAGGUCUGAGUACCCACAUCCAUACCAGCACAUGCAGUCAAAGCCGGCCCUAGCCCUUUGAGGGCCCUAAGUGAAAACUUGAAGAAUUAUCAUUCACGAUGGACAGUGGGAAAUGUGAACGGACUCGAGGUUGGGUGACCACCAAAAUCAAAUUUGGACUUUGUGGCUGUGGAAUCGGUCAGUGCCAUCCUGAAUCCUUGAGAGUACCUACACCAUUGAAGUUGACAUUUUAAAUGGUUAAAGUAAGAGUUAGGCCCCGCUGACAGCAGCAAGGGGGGCACAGGGAUAAUGUACCCCAAAAGUCAGGGGAGGGUAGGCACAGCGUCCCCCUACAAUCUGGCUCCGGCUCCCUUCGACCUCAACCAGAACCACGUGGUGUGUCUGCCUCUGGUCUCCGAACACCUGAAGCUCCUGUGGGCGUGCUCAGACCAGACCCAGGAACUGGACGGCGUGGCUUAUCUCAUAGAGGCCUUCAACGUGUUCCCAUACCCGACCCUGGGGGAGAUGGCGUCGCUCGCCCAGAGCUGCUCUCUGCAUCUGGACCAGGUCAGAGUGUGGUUCAUGGUCCAGCGGCUCCGCUAUGGGAUCAGCUGGGAUGCAGAAGAGAUCUGUAUGGCACGGUGCAAGAUUUGCGGACCAAACCAGGCGAAGGAGAAGGACAAAAAAGAGAAAGAAGAGAAGGUAUUGCCUCCCCUCAGUAAGGAGGGUGAUGGGAGAAACAGGAGUGAACAUUCACCUGUCUCCACCUCCAAUCAGCUUAGCAGCCUGACCUUUGAGCCCUCCUCACCCGUUCCUCGAAAACGCCGUAAACGCCACCCUGUUGUUGCACCCAAUAACUCCAAUCCGCAACACCCUUCACCUCCAGUCCCUCUGUGUUUAGUGGCGCCCCCCACAACCACAGGGCAAACCCUAGAAGCCCCCGACAAAGCCCACGAAAACCUCAAACCCCAGAGGCACUGUCAGGAUUUUCACUCAGAGCUGUGGCGGAGCUUCGGCUGUAACACAAAUCCUCCGAAGGAGGAGCUCCAGCGUCUGCAGGCCCUCACCAGGCUCCACAUGAAGUACAUCCGCAAGUGGUUCUGCAACCGGCGUUUCUUGCUCCACCACCGCGUCAAGGCCGACCCAGAGUCUGAAGAGAACGGCCAGUCACAGCCCAACGACCUCCUGUCGUCACAGACACAGCUUAUUCAGCGUCUGACACAACCACCACCGCCAACUGACAGCAGGGUCAGACCGUCACCGACGAAGAAAAGGGUCUGUCAAGUAGAUGAUGUCGACUUCCUAAGCAGGAGCCGCAAUGGUAACCAUGUCCAUGGCAACCCCGCUAACACCACCCACCAGAUUAGGUCAAACGUGAAGGAAAAAGAGAAAGAACCAGCGGAAGUACAGAAGAAGAAGACGGGAACAGCAGACAAAGAGGAAACGGCCAGAGCUGGAGUUAAGAGAUGGGAAAAGAACAUCAAGAAGGAACUGAAGGAGGAGCGGAACGCGGUGGGGAUCACCAAAUUCAUCGAUGACGACGGAAAAGAGCAAGUUAUCAAAAUGGGCCCGUGGCCGAAGAACAAGACAAUAGCCCAGCUGGAGCUCCUGAGACACUUCUUCCUCACCUGCCAGUGGCCCAACAAAGGGGACUACACGCAACUGCAGCAGCAGACAGGCCUCUCGCGGAAGGCUCUCACCCAGUGGUUCGGAGACACCCGCUACUACGUCAAGAAGGGCAUGGAACGCUGGAUGAGUGGGGAGGAGCACCGGAAGGUCCUGGCGCAGAUUAGGGAGAAGCAGAGGCAACGGCAGAGGGACUGGUUGAUGACUGAGGAAACAGGUCCAUCGGGGUCCUCCUCCGUGCCGUCUUUGCGUACCGUGACUCAUAGUGCUAAUGGGGAGGCUGGUAGGGAGGAGGAUGGAGCUGGGACUUUGAGACAGACUUGGGGUACUCAAUAGUAUAAAAAGGCUUCUUCUCCUUGUGCUCUCUCGUCUAGGAGCACUGAUCCAGCAUGGCCUAACAGGUGAAAUGUUAUUUGUUGAAACUUGAAAUCGAUCUGAAACUUUCACUUGUCUGCAGUGAUGGAGAAGGAAGCUAAGUAUUGAGUCACACCCCUGCUGUAAAGCUGGAGAGGCCUGGAGGGUGCUGAAAAGGGACUGUUAGGCUACAUAUUAGGAAUUGUUACGAAUGAGGCAGCAUUUUGUUUGUAUGUUACAAGUUGUUGAUUAUGUUUAUGAUCUAGUCUACUUUAGUUGUAGCGCUAUUGAAACUGGCACUUCCUGUUCAGUUAUUCAUUCAAAUGUCAAUUCAUGUUUCAGCUCCAUCACGGGUUUAUGCUGGGAAGUUUCUAUGACAUUGCAUUGAUGUUCCUUGUUUGAUAUGUUCAGGGUGUAAAGAAUUGGGGAAACUACCAGACCUGCUACAACCUAUGUCCUUGGGUGCGUCCCAAUAAUCUCUCCUUCCUCCUGAUGUGUGCACUUGCGCGUUCAUUCCUCCCCAUAAAGUUAAAAUCAUUAGAUUGAUGUAGACUAGGGGUGAGUCCAUUAAGGGAAGUGAACAAGUGCACACUUUGGGAGAACAGAGAUUAUUGGGACAUAGCAUAAGGUGUGUCCUUAUCGGUAGUAAGAAAGUCGAUCAUUUAUUUUGACUUCACUAACUCCGCUAUAGCCUGCAGUAUCAAAAUCUCAGAGCUAGCAUGUUGAGUCGUAUCUGGUUCUUUGUGUGGUGAACAGGUUUCUUCCCUUUUGUGAAUAAAAAUAACUGUUCUCCUUGUUCUGCAA